This is a messenger RNA of Syngnathus typhle (broad-nosed pipefish), 3825 nucleotides long. It is a transcript of the gene nrl, whose product is annotated as neural retina leucine zipper. NCBI's taxonomy places the organism in Eukaryota, Metazoa, Chordata, Actinopteri, Syngnathiformes, Syngnathidae. Gene Ontology annotation, molecular function: RNA polymerase II cis-regulatory region sequence-specific DNA binding; DNA-binding transcription factor activity, RNA polymerase II-specific. Gene Ontology annotation, biological process: regulation of transcription by RNA polymerase II. The record is from RefSeq and is a predicted model, not a curated record. Gene Ontology annotation, cellular component: nucleus.
GCCCUCAACUUCUUAUCUGACUUGUGACUUGUAAAAUCUUCAUUUUUUUUAGUCAUAUUAUCAGAAUGUGAUUUCUACAACUGGAGUGCCCACCGACACAGCCGACUGCCUUGAACAUGACUUGAGGAUUUAUAUCUGAAAGUUGUGCCCAUUCAUCCAUGCAGCCAGAGGAACAUCUGCGACCCUGCUGUCUUACCUGCUGCCAAGGAACCGUCAUGGACUUGAGGAAACUUUUCCCUGGCAAAACAGACGUUCUGGAUGGCGCUACUGCCUCUCACAGGUCAGCCUCGGUACUACAACAUACAUGUAGUUUGGGGGACUCGACAUGGCUGGUGAAGAUAUUGCGAUAAGCGCGACGCCGGAGGGAUGGCGGUAUGCCGUGGACUAUGAGUGAGCGUGUGAUGAUGGAGGCCUCCGUCGCCGCUGACGACCACCGCGGCUCAUUGGAGACCGUCGGGGUCCCAACUAAUGAGGUGUACCGCGGAGGUGCAAGUCAAAGGUGGAUUUUUUUUUCCAAACUUUCAUUUUGAUGCCAAUCGAAGGUUUGUAAUUAGCGAUCACCAACACACCCAAAUGGCAUUUUGUGAAAAACGAGAUAGCCAAUAAAAACAGUUCGGAUUCAUCAUACCAUCCCUAAACCUGCUUUUUCCGUGUUGUCAGGUCAUUUUGACCCGCCGUGUGUUAUUUUCAUCAUCAAGAUAUGAACGGGCCAGUUUGACCCACUGAACAUGACCCGCUGCAAAUGUGUGAUUGUACUUCUUUGUAGUUAUUUGAAAUGGCGGCUCGGCGAGAGCGUGCUUGCGUUCCCGUCGAAAGUGUCCGCUGUGGAUUAAGCAUCCGACCUUAAUUGGAUUUGGCCUAUGAGACUUGUGAAUCUUUGUGUCAAAAAUGAUUAAGCCUGCUCAGUUAUCACACUGCACAAGACAUCUAUGAGUGCGUCUAAUCAAUAGUCACUAAGACCUAAAAUAUCACAGUUAAUCAAUUUAGUUUACAUUUGUUUUGAGAACGCAUUUUGAUGGAAAUUUGUUUGCGAGAAGUUUCCAAUGGCUGACGCAAGGCUGCAUUAUUUUGGCUUUAGCAAUUGAUUGUUUUUGGAAUUAUCAAGGCACCAUGUGUGGAAAAGAUCUUUAACCCAGAUUAUGUUUGAUGGGGAAGCUGUCAAACUGAGAAAUGGGUCAAAUUAUGGAUGGAUGGUCGGGCUAUUAUUGUGUCAGUGGACAAGAUUUGUCAACUCGUCAUUUUUUGCCUUAACUUCUUCCAGGAGCAGAGAAGCACUCGGCCAGAAGGAAUCACGCUUGGAAAAAGAGGAAGAUCCUCACCUGUCUUGCUUGCCGCUGCCGUCUAUGAGUUGCCCCGAGGUUCUCCAGUGGACUUUCCAGCAUUCCUGAUUGACAGCAGACAUCAUGUCCUCACCCCCCCUCCCUAUGAACUCCCUCCCCCCCAGCCCGCUGGCCAUGGAGUACCUCAACGACUUUGACCUCCUCAAGUUCGAGGUCAAACCCGACACGCCGCCGCUGUCCGCUCAAUGCGGGUACCCAAAAGCGGGCAGCUCGCCGUACGGCGCCCGCCCGCCGCCGGACUCCAGCCUGAGCUCCAGCCCUUACGACUCGCUGCCGCCCUCGCCCACCCUGAGCGACGGCCAGCCGCCGCCGUCGGGCUCGUCCUCGCUGUCCUCGUCGUCGUCCUCCAUCUCCUUCCCGCUCUCCGGCUUCACGUCUGCCGUCGGUUCCGGCGGAUCGCAAGGGAAUGCGGACGCCAGCUCGGGUCACGCCGGCCAUCCUCAAGGCGCCGGACCGGCCUCGCUGGAGGACCUGAUCUGGUUUGCGGCCCUGCAGCAGCAGUUUGGCGGCGAGGUCCCAGGGCCCGCCACCCUGCUGGGCGCCCUGGGUGAGCGAGAGAGGGCGCCCGGCAACGGCUUCCUCGGCUGCGAGGACGCCGUGGAGGCUUUGCACCAUCAGCACCACCUUCAUCACCAAAUGCACGCCGGCCUUCACCAUCAUCAUCACUCGCAAGUGGGUCAGUGCGACGGGAACGAUCGUUUCUCCGACGAGCAGCUGGUGAGCCUGUCGGUGCGCGAGCUCAACCGCCAUCUGCGUGGCGUCAGCAAGGACGAGGUGGUGCGCCUGAAGCAGAAGCGACGCACACUUAAAAACCGCGGCUACGCACAAUCGUGCCGCUACAAGCGCUUACAGCACCGCCACGCUCUGGAGUCGGAGAAACACGUGCUCACGCAACAGCUGGAACAGCUCCAGUGCGAUCUGACCCGGGUGCUGAGGGAGCGUGACGCCUACAAGGCCCGCUACGAGAAGCUGCUCAGCGCCAGCCACGCCAAAGCCCCGACGGGCCGUGGCAACGGCGGCGGUGGCUCGCCUUCACCCGAUUUCUUCCUCUGAGGUGACCCAUAGCCGCCACCACAACCACACAGAGGAAAAGACAAGAGCCGACGUGGAGCAAACAUGGAUGCUUGUGACUCUUCAUUCGUUGGGUUUGCUGCUUGGACUCACUUUGAUUACACUGUGAAUGCUGGUUGCACUAGCUUCGGGGACAGCAGUGCAACUGUGGACGGGGACAUGCUACACUAUCUGGACAAAAGUCCUGGGACACACCUCACCAAAUUUUUCUGUAAAAUUAUUAUUAAUAUUCUAAAACAUUUUUUCCUAAAAGUACACCAAAGAAAUCCAUGGAAUAAUAAUAUUAUUAUUAUUAUUAUUCAUCUAUGAGGAAAAACUGCAUUAACGUAAAAUGUCAAGUUCCAACUAAAAUAAAUAUAUCAAUAAAUAAAUAAAUAAAUAUCGAAAUAAAAUACCUUUCAUUUAUAUAUAGAAAAAUUCUUUGGUUAUGUUCAAUUGCAUUUUUCAAAAUGUUGUAAUAUGUAGCCGUAUUUAAUUUGGAAAUUGACUCGGUUUUCUUCAAUUGUGAUUUCCACUUUACGUCCCAAUACUUUUGUCCAUAUAUUGAAUUUGAUAUGGAUUUACCUUGCAUUAACACUGCUGAGCAUUUUAGUCUAUGCAAAUUUCACUCAGCCUGCAUUAGAGGCUGAAAAUGUCGUUAUUUUUAUAUAUGCUGUAUCUCAAAAUGGUUUACGAGGCUGCUUCUGAGUUGCGAGUCGUGCAGUGGUGCUGCUGGCUAACCAAGUUUGAAGGAAGCGUCCGUGGCAUGCAGUUAAUAUUUCACAGUUGCCUACCAAAGCGUUUCAGCUCUUUCUGUCAGAUUGACGAAUGUACCACGAGAAUCUUCCUGCAUGCGAUUGUGCUCAAGCCGGAACAAGAUGCACCUUUUUUUUUUUUUUUUUUCCUCCAUUAUGCUCUUUUCCUUUUUUUGGUUUUGUACAUAUACAAAAGAGUUGCUGCUUGAAAGGUGUUAUCGCAUCAGACUUGGACUUCAGUCCCAAACUAUCCUUGGCAUCAAAUUGACCAUAGGCAAAAAAAAGAAAAAAUAAUUUACAUUAGUUGAGUCCUCAAAAUUUCCUUUCGGGUGCUCGGGUCUUAAUAAUAAGUCAUGAUGCAGCGAAACAAUCUACUCAUGGAGACAUGAAAUUCUUUGACAGGGUGGAUGCAUUAGAACUAUUUAUUUUGUUUGAGGGUAGGAUAAAUAAGGUGCUGUUUUAUUUAUUCACUUAUUUAUUCCGUAUUUAUUGAUUGUUUCCUUUUGUGCUGAUUCUAAUCACUCAUUUGAUCUUAUUAGUGUGUCAUUGACUUUCCUACUCUUGGUUUUGCCCUACGACAAUUAGAAAGAAGACAAAUGAGGACAAAAUGUGAAGGGAUCUCGCUCCAACUGUAGUGUAGUGUGGUUUCACGGCAAAUAAACGCGACAUACUUGACCAUA